ACACACAACAUUAUUUAUUCGAUAAUAUAAUACAAUAAAACAUAAUGGAAUUACCGAUAUCCUAUAUUUUUUCGCGCUUUUGUUGGGUUCUAACCACUUAAAAUCAAAUUAAUAUUGCCAUUCGACAAUGAAAAACCCAAAAACCCUCACUGGAAUUCAAAACGAUUAGAUCUUGCACAAUCGUUAACCGCAUUGAUGUAUGUUGUUUAGCCGACUUUUGCUAUUUUUUCACUCUUGUUGGUCGUACGAGGAAUAUAAUAUAUUAUUAUGUUCGAUCAAAUGAACUUGCAUAAAUAUUCCGAUCUUCAGUAUGAUGCAUCGAAAAAUAAUAGAAACGCAACACCGGUAUAUGGACCAUUUGAAAAACUAUUUGUCAGCGAUUGGGGACAGUCCAAAAUACAUCACAAUGUUAUUCAAGCUUUUGAUAAAAUGAAUAUUAGAACAAUGUCACCUUUACAACAAAAUUCAUUUUUAUAUUUAUCAAAUAACUAUAAUACAGCAAUGGUAGGAUAUUCAAGAGGAAAAUCAUUUUCUUACCUAGUUUCUAUAUUUUCUUCAAUUUUGAAUAAUAGAGUUAAUGAUGAGACUGAUUUAGAAAUUGGACCUAAAGCAAUUGUUCUUAGUAGUUCAUUAGGAUCAUGUUCAGAAUUAGAAGAUUUAUCAAAAAAACUGACUUCUCCAAGGGAAAAUUCAGUGAAAGUUGUUGUUGCUUAUGCAUCUAUGCCAGUACAACAUACAAUAGCCCAUAUUUGUAAUGGAUGUGAUGUUUUAAUCACUACUCCAGCUAGUCUCCAUAAUCUCUUAAAUAAAACAAAAAUAUUUAGUUGGAUGAACCUUAGACAUGUUGUUUUUGACAAUAUAGAUGUACUUCUAGUAAACUACAAAGAUGAAAUGGUAUAUUUUUAUAAAAUCUUUAUUCAACUUAAAGAAAGCAUUAGCAACUUACAAAUGAUAUCUGCAUCAGUUAAAUGGACAAAAGAAGUUGAUGAUUUUUUAAAUCGGUUGUUUGUCAAAUGGCAAUAUAUUUUUGGAUCUCAUUUAGAAGCUGCUCGUUACAUGAAAAUAGGAUUUCAUUUUGUACAUUUUAGUGAUAAUAAAUUAGAUAAAUUAUUAGAUUAUUUAAAUAAUAAUAUUAAGUGUCGUCGAAGUGUUUUGUUUACAUCAAAUACAGAUGAACUUACUAUAAUUUCUAAUUAUAUUCAGCAAAAUGAAUCUGAUAUUGAGGUAUUAUUACCAAGUCAAAUGAAAAGUGCCAAGGUUUAUACUUUACAAAAAUGGGAUAUGCCAUUAGCUAAAAAUAAACUUAUAUUAAUUUGUAGUGAUGAUAUGAUGUUUGAUUUUUAUAUUGACAAUGCAGAUUGUGUUAUACAUUAUGACAUUCCUAUUGACAAACAAAAAUUUUCAACGAGAUUUAGUGUUCUACAAAAUUCAAACAAUAUACUUACUAUUAAAGAGCGCAGUACUUAUAUAUUUUUAAGUAAUAAUACUAAUGAUAUGCUGCAGCUUCCAAAAGUUGUUGAAAUAAUGAAAGAAUUUGGAAAUGGUAAAGUGGAACCAAUUUUACAAAAACAUGCAAUGAAUAUAUCUAAAACUUUAGAAAAGCAAAAAGUAAACAGGCUUUUGUGUAUUAAUGUAAAACAGUUUGGUAAUUGUCUAAAACCAUCAGUAUGCCCUGACCGUCAUAUUUUAUUCAAAGAAGUAGACGAACCUGCUGUUAACAUUCCUAAGUCUGGACUAGCUAUUAUAAAAGUUUUAACAGUUUAUGAUGCAUCUCACUUGUCUGCUAAGCUUUUGAAAUUGAACUGUACUAAUAGUCUAAACAAUAAUACAAAUUGGUCUAAUGUAAAAGACCAUACUACCGCCAUUAAUCAUGAGCUAAAUAUGUUUUAUUCUAAUGAGGAUUCUCGAAUUCUUCAUGAAAACCCCAAAUAUGGCGAUAUUGUAGCAGUACAGUUAUAUACUAAAAAAAGAGAAGAAGAGAAUACAGAAUAUUUUAGAGCAAUUAUUAUUGGUUUCUUAGAUACAAAUACUAUUAAUUCAAAAGUGGAAGUUAAGCUAAUCGAUGAAGGAUUUGUUGACACAAUAUCGAUAUGGAAAAUUUUUGUGUUACCUGAUUCCUUAAAGAGUUUAGAAACAAACACUGUUGAUAUAUUUUUAGCAUCUGUGAAACCAAUUGACUUUGAUCAAAAAUGGUGUAAACCAGCUACUACUAGAGUUAGAAAUGAUUUGAAUUAUGCUAAAGAUUGUAAUGAUACAAUUAUUGUUAAGGUUGAAAUGGCUUUAGGAACAACUCUGUGGAUAAAAAAGUUAUACAAAAAAAAUUGGAAUUCAAAUUUAAAACAAUAUGACUUUAUAGACAUUUUACCUGGCUCAUUGUUAAACUUUGGUUAUGCUGAUAAAAAUUUUGAUCAUAUUACAAAAUUAACUGACCUCUGUACUGCAGCUGGUAUUAAUUUGCCAUCAACAUUAAAACAAAAUGUUGAAAAUCAUGAACUUACAAUAGAAGAAUUUAUGUCAUUUUAUAAAUUACCUCAACCCCAAUGGGCACACUUGGAUAAGACUAGUGAAACUUUGGUCACCCUAAAUUAUAUUAUAAGUCCUAAACUUUUUUUUGUGCUGAAUACUAAAUAUUAUGAUAUGUAUAAUAAUCUUCAAGAAAAAAUUUGUAAUUAUGUUGAACAGAAACAAGGAAACAAAUUAAAACAUAUUAUUAAAGGAGCUAUUUGCUUAGCUCAACAUCCAGUUACAAUUCAAUAUGGCCGUGUUCAAAUUAUUGAAGUACUUAAUAGUAGAACUGUUGAAGUGUUAUUUGUUGACUUAGGUUAUAUUUAUGAAAUUAAAACCAACUCAUUACUUACAAUUCAAUCAAAUUUGAUUACUCAGUUACCAUUCCAAGCAAUUGAAUGCAGUUUAAGUGGUGUUAAGGAUACAUUGCCUACAGGAGAUAAACUUGAAGAACUAACGCAAUAUGUACUUGAUUUGACUGAGCACAUAUAUUUAAAAGUUCAUGAUACUAUUUCAUCAGCAAAAAUAUCUGGUGGUAAUCAUUAUGAAGUAAUUUUAUAUGAUGAAAAUAAUACUGUUAAUUUUGAAUUUAAAACCAAUUUUCCUGAAUAUUGUGACUCAUUAAAGAUGUCCGAAUUAAUAGAUCUAUAUUGUAAUAAAGAUAUUGUAGAAGAAAAUGAUUUUAUACCACAGAAUUUAUUUGAAGAUAGAAUUUCUGAAAUUGAAAAUAAUGUAGAAGUUGAAGAUUUAGAUUCAACACAAUUAUUUUUUCAAGAAUUUGGACAUGCUCUUUUGGGAUCGGCCUAUAAAGAUAUAAUUGAGUCUAUAAAAUUAAACGUUGAUGAUUCUAAAAAUGAAAAUUCUAUAAAAAUUGAAACAAUUGAUGAAAGUUCUUCUGUUAUACAAGUUACUGAAAAUAAAUGUAUUAAAAAUCUUACAUCUGUUAAAUCGAUUGAAGAAGUUUUACCUGUUAAUGAAACCGAAGAAGUUAAUACCAAGCUUAAAAAUACAUCUUUUGUUACAAAAAAUCAGAAGUUAAAGUCGAAUAAAAAAUGCUUAAUUGAUUGUUUAACAUGCAACACCAAUGUUGACUCAAUUGUUCCUAUUUGUUAUUGGUAUCAAAACAAAAAUUAUAUUUAUUUAAAAUUCAAUAUUCUUGAAGUAGAUGAUUUUAAUAUUGAGUCUACCAUGUAUAGUAUAACAUUGAAUGCUCAAUUCAAAGAUAAAAUUUAUUACUUUUGUGUUAAUCUUUACGGUCUAAUAAAGGAUGACAACGUAACAAAUCAAAUGAGUUUUGAAGGUUUGCAUAUAAAAGCGGAAAAAUUGUUUAAAACUGAUUACAAAUGGUUAAGAUUGUUUAAAUGUGAAAAGCAGCACAUAUAUGUGAAGUAUGAUCCAGAGCAUAUAGAAGAAUCUAAAAGCAAAAAUUUGGUAGUAAGAACUUUGAACCAAUUUAAAAGUUUAGCUUUGGGAACUCCUUCAAAUGAUUUGAAUGAUGAAGCAUUUGAUUCUGAUACUAGCAAUAGUGAUUUAGAUUUAAAUUUUGAUGACAUUUAUGAUGAUUGAGCAAUUUUUGUAUUGAUAUUGGUACUAAUAUUGGAAUUUUUGUUUUGCUGUGAACCAUUUCAUUUUUUUUUUUUUUUU
This is a messenger RNA of Sipha flava (yellow sugarcane aphid), 4149 nucleotides long. RefSeq names its product putative ATP-dependent RNA helicase TDRD12. The transcript has 24 exons. Lineage: Eukaryota; Metazoa; Arthropoda; Insecta; Hemiptera; Aphididae. Bases 268 to 4071 code for a protein of 1267 amino acids. The record is from RefSeq and is a predicted model, not a curated record. Gene Ontology annotation, molecular function: nucleic acid binding; ATP binding. Gene Ontology annotation, biological process: germ-line stem cell division; transposable element silencing.